This is a messenger RNA of Vitis riparia (riverbank grape), 586 nucleotides long. Its product is annotated as probable WRKY transcription factor 43. NCBI's taxonomy places the organism in Eukaryota, Viridiplantae, Streptophyta, Magnoliopsida, Vitales, Vitaceae. The record is from RefSeq and is a predicted model, not a curated record. The transcript is spliced from 3 exons. The coding region runs from base 32 to 442 and encodes 136 amino acids. Gene Ontology annotation, biological process: regulation of DNA-templated transcription. Gene Ontology annotation, molecular function: DNA-binding transcription factor activity; sequence-specific DNA binding.
UGCACUUGAGGAAACCUCACCAUUACCGGCUAUGGCAUCGGGGGAUUACUUGCAGGAGGAGAUUAUGGGCGGUGAUAUUCAGUUCUCAAGUAGUGCUACUCCAACAAAUGGGGGAGUGAAGAGACGAGGGGAAGAUAUGGGGAUUAGGGUUUUUGCAUUGAGGACAAGAUCGGAGGAGGAUAUCAUGGAUGAUGGGUUUAAGUGGAGAAAAUAUGGAAAAAAGAAGAUCAAGAGCAACCCGGUUUAUCCAAGGAACUACUAUAGAUGUUCAAGCAGAGGAUGCCAAGUGAAGAAGAGGGUAGAAAGGGAUAGGGAUGACUCAAGUUGUGUAAUAACUACAUAUGAGGGAGUCCACAUCCACCCCACCCCUCGCAACCAUAUCACACUUCCUAUUAAUCAUUGGGCUUUGCAACAAACUUCUUCUCACUCUCCUUUUUAUUAAAACCCCAAGCUUCUAAUGUAACAUUGAUCUUAUGAUCAUCUAAUAUUUAUCUCAUUUUUGUUUGAGUGUAUUCACUUUAUUAUGUAUUAUAAAGAAUUGGUAGAUAAUUAUGUAAUAUAUUAAUAAAGCUUCCUUUUUUUUUGG